AUGGGUAGUAAACUUUAUUUACCAUCGUUAUGGAUUGACGAGAAUCCAAAGUAUACCAAAAAAAAUGCUCCCGAUACAAUCUUUUUAAUGGCGGGCCAGCCAGAUUCUGGAUUGGUAAAACUCUUGGAAAAAACAAAAGAAACAUCUAAUCUAGAAAUUAGAAAAUCCGGAAUGAUAGAUAUUCCCGGAACAAAUCCUCCAUUUUGUCAUUAUAUCAAAAGGGAUUCCGUCGAAUUGCGAGCAACUUUUACGACUGUUAAAGGUUAUCAAUCUGACAUUCAUUAUCGUCAUUAUUUCAAUGCUCCAAAUGUAAAACGUUUGAUCUAUUUUUUUGACAUAAACAUUGACCAUUUAAAACCUUACGUCACAGAUACCGAGAAGAUAGAUCAAGUUGUCAAAGGAGUGUUACCACCUUUCGAACCAUUACUCAAAUCAUGUUACGGUCGCAUGUUAGAUAGUCGUCAAGCUAUUCCUUAUACAAUCGUAGUAACAAAUCGCAGUAAAUUACCCGAAUUCAACGAUAUACUCGUUUGUAAAUAUUUGAAUCUUGAAUCUUUGUCUUGUCCAUCAAUAGAAAUUGUGGACGUAGAUAUGGAUCAUUUAGGCGAUGUUAUCGAGUGGUCAAAUCAAUUGAUGGACAUGAACGAAUGGACUUUUCUUAAUCAUAGAUUAUCUAAACACGGAAAUGGUAAACGUAAUAAUGAUAGUCUCGAUAAAGUAGUCUUUCUAUCCAAUUCAUCUACAGACAUUGAAGCAUCUUAUUCUUUCGAACAAGGAAAUGAGCAAGGAAAAAUUGCAGCUAAACCUCCAUUUCCUCCCACGAUCCUUCCUAAAGAUUUAGUUAAUGAUCUUUUACGUAGCAACAAGUCUAAAUCUCAUAAAAUGCUGAAUGAAUUCUUCAUAUAUCGUAAAGCUGUUGUUCAAGAAUUAAAAAGACAAAAGCUGCGUCUGAAAAUGACAGAUACUUCAACUUUAGCAUCUACUUCUUGGCAUAGAGAACCACCUAAUGUUAAAGAUGAAUAUAGAAGAUUGGCUCAUAAGACAGACAAGACAACUAGAGAAGAGUCUUCGAUUUCAAGUACAGAAACUGACACCAAUUUUUCUCCUACACCUGAAAUUACAACAAUUCCAUAUAUUCCAGAUAUGGAAACUCCAAAUUUUGAUUUUACAAAUUUGUUUAGUCAAAUUCCAGGAUCACAUAAUAUUCCAUUUAAUCAAUUUUCUCAAUUUUCUGGGUAUGUUCAUAAUCCUCCGCCUCCUUUUUAUCAGGAACAACAAUAUGAACAACAACAAUUUCUUAUUUUCCCAAGUAAUAAUACAUAUUAUUCAUUAUCACCAUAUUUUACUUCUUUCGAGUAUGGUAAUUUUGGUCCAAGUCAAAUUGCUUUUAGAACUUCUUAUCAAGAUCUACAACAACAACAAUCGUUACAACCUUCGUUCACAAGUUUAGCAACAGUAUUUCCAGGAGGAGGAAUUUUAAAUAUUCCGUUAACAACUGAAUUUUUGUGGUCUUCGAAUAUAGAAAAUUAUCGUUAUCACUUUCCCACUUUCAUGCCACUACCGACAUCUUCUUAUGCACCUUAUAUUACAACAAAUAAUAACGUUACAAUUAAAUAA
This is a messenger RNA of Diversispora eburnea, 1617 nucleotides long. NCBI's taxonomy places the organism in Eukaryota, Fungi, Glomeromycota, Glomeromycetes, Diversisporales, Diversisporaceae. The record is from the annotation of a GenBank genome assembly.